Messenger RNA from Mercurialis annua (annual mercury), 2667 nucleotides. Its product is annotated as pentatricopeptide repeat-containing protein At5g39350. Lineage: Eukaryota; Viridiplantae; Streptophyta; Magnoliopsida; Malpighiales; Euphorbiaceae. Gene Ontology annotation, biological process: RNA modification. The transcript has 2 exons. Gene Ontology annotation, molecular function: RNA binding; protein binding. The coding region runs from base 73 to 2064 and encodes 663 amino acids. The record is from RefSeq and is a predicted model, not a curated record.
AAGCAGAAAAUCUCACACGUAAUAAAACCUAUAUCAAAACAGUAACAUUUUUGAUUCCCUCGACGGAAGUUGAUGAAUGGCGCCAAAAGAAACCAAUACCUUUCUCUUUUAAAACACUGUGCAGCCACUAAAUGCCUUACCAAAACCAAACAACUCCAUGCCAAUACUAUCACCGCUUCCCUUCUCUCCAUACUGGACCCCACGGCCACCCAUCUCCGAUCAGCCCUCGCUCUGUCCUAUAUGCAAUGUGGGUCUAUCCCCGUCGCACGUAAACUGUUCGACGAAUUGCCCGAUCCAAGUGUACUCUUGUACAACAACUUGAUAACAAUGUACAUGAAUAGUAAGCUUUAUUUUGAUGCACUUAAUGUGUUUGUUGAAAUGCUUCAAUCAGGUGAUUGUCUCCCAGAUAAUUUCACUUACCCAGCCGUUAUUAAGGCUUGCAGUGAACUGGGAUUGACUGAGUUGGGUAAGGCAAUUCAUGGGAAAACUGUGGUGUCUAUUCCCCCGUCGAAUACGUUUGUGAAUAAUGCUUUAGUGGCAAUGUAUAUGAGCUGUGGAGAGAAGGACGCGGCGGAGAGAGUUUUUGAUGGGAUGAAAGAAAGGAGUGUGGUUUCUUGGAAUGGUAUGAUUAGUGGGUAUUAUAAAAUUGGAUGUGCAAAGAAAUCUUUGAUAGUUUUUGAUGAGAUGGUUGAAUUAGGGGUUGAGAUUGAUUGUGCUAGUGUGGUUUCUGUUUUGCCUGCUUGCGGGUAUUUGAAGGAGUUGGAGGUGGGAAGACGAGUUCAUGUGCUGGUGGAAGAGAAGGGUUUAGGUAAUAAAAUAGCAGUAAGAAAUGCAUUGAUUGAUAUGUACGCAAAAUGUGGUAGUUUGGAUGAAGCGAGGGUAGUUUUUGAUGGGAUGGAUGAAAGGGAUGUGAUCAGUUGGACUUCCUUGCUUAAUGGUUAUAUUUUGAGUGGUGAUGUGAGAACUGCAUUGACACUCUGUAGGACCAUGCAGAGGGAAAGAAUAAGACCCAAUGCUGUGACCAUAGCUUCGAUUCUUUCAGCUUGUGUUAGUUUGAGGGAUGGCCGUUGUCUUCAUGGUUGGAUAAUGCGGCAACAUCUUGAUUCAGAAGUUAUUGUUGAAACUUCAUUGAUUGAUAUGUACGCAAAAUGCAAUCGUGUUGACCUUAGCUAUAAAGUCUUUACAAGAGCUUCAGUAAAGAGAACAUCACCUUGUAAUGCAAUGCUCUCCGGGUGCAUUCAUAAUGGUCUUGCAACUGAGGCUAUAGGACUUUUCAAGCAAAUGCUAUUAAAAGGAGUUGAACCAGAUAGUGCAACAUUCAAUAGUCUACUUCCUGCGUAUGCUAUUCUUGCUGAACUUCUGCCAGCGAAGAAUAUGCAUUGUUACCUAACGAGGUCUGGGUUUCUCUCUGUAAUAGAAGUUUCUACAUGUCUAAUCGAUAUAUAUUCAAAGUGUGGAAGUCUAGAAUCUGCUCAUGAGAUUUUUAAUGAUAUCCCCUCAGCUGUGAAGGACAUUUUUGUAUGGAGUGUUAUAAUAUCUGGUUAUGGAAUGCAUGGACAUGGUGAAACUGCUGUUUCACUUUUCAGACAAAUGGUUCAAUCUGGGGUGAAACCAAAUGAAAUUACUUUUACUUCUGUGUUACAUGCCUGUAGUCAUGCUGGUUUGGUAGAUGAGGGUUUGCAAUUACUUGAAUUCAUGCACCUAGACCUGAAAACAAGCCCUCGUGAGGAUCACUACACUUGCAUUGUUGAUCUGCUUGGUCGUUCUGGUCGACUAGAUGAAGCUUAUGAUAUGAUUAGAACGAUGCCUUUUAUGCCUGGCCAUUCAGUUUGGGGAGCAUUACUUGGUGCAUGUGUAAUACACGAAAAUGUUGAAUUGGGAGAAGUUGCAGCAAGACGGCUAUUUGAUCUUGAGCCAGAGAACACUGGAAACUAUGUACUACUGGCGAAACUUUAUUCUGCGGUUGGAAGAUGGAAAGAUGCAGAAAAUGUGAGACGUAUGAUGGAUUGCAUAGGCUUAAGAAAAGCACCUGCCCAGAGUCUGAUUGAUGCCAUAAACACAUAAAGAGGAAAUCACACAGACAUGCAUGUCAACUUGCUAAUUUAUGCAUGUAAAGAUAAAUGCAUCAUCCAAACCCAAGGUAAGCCACCUAAUUGAAGGGCAUAUAAUAGCCAUCAGAUGCUAAGUGCUAACAUUUUGCAUAUGAAAUCCCCUUAGACUAAAGCAAAGGAGUUACCUUAAAGUGGGUUGCCAACUGUCUAACAAGGAAUGCCAUCCGUUCCAACUUAAGCAUAUGACUCGCCGGAUGAAUUAAAGGACUUAUUAUAGUGAAAGCAUGGUUAUUGUUUCAAAAUGUCCAGAUAUCCUGUGUCUAAGAUCAGGAGAGAUUAAAUAGAUCAUAUGAUAUGCCUUUUAAGCGGGAGUAACUCGUCAAUUCUCGUAUUACAGAGGCAUUAGCCAUCUUCUGAGGUGGUUGGUUGGUACUGUACUUCUUCAUACGAGAGAAUCGAUGUAAAGCACAACGUAAGUCUUGCAUCAUUGACUUCGUAUCAUGAGUACAAGUGUUUUUUACUGCCUGUCUUUUGAAGACUUAUGAAAUUCAAAUGCAUGUUGAGUACUAUUCCUCUAUUUUCUCUACUUAUGAAACUCCCCCUUCUUAUUUAACAA